AUGCCGGAACCCCGCCUCAAGCGACCCAGGGUGGCUAGACCGAGGGCGGGGGGCGUAGCAAUUGCCGCCGCCGCUGCCGCCGCCGUGGACAACCCCCUCGAUGCGAACGUGGACAUCGUGCGCUGCCUCGCGGACUUCGUCCACGACGAGCAACACCUCUUCUUCGCGGGCGUGUCCACCCUCUGGCGGGAGGCCUGGGGGCGCCGCCCGACCUCCACCCGGGCGAUCACGGAGCACGUCACCCCGUCCCAGCUGUGUUGGAGCUUCUCCUGCGGUCUGCGGAAGCGCGCCGAGGUGUGCGAGGCCAUCGCCGGCUUCGGGAAGCUGGAGGUCCUCAAGCGCGCCCGGGAGCUCAAAUGCCCGUGGGGGAGGAGCACCUGCAUCGCGGCGGCCACCAACGGGCACCUGGAGGUGCUCAUGCACGCCCGGACCAGCGGCUGCGCCUGGAGCAAGAUGGUGUGCAGCCAGGCGGCAAGGGGCGGCCACUUCGAGAUGCUCAAGUGGGCGCGGUCGUACGGCUGCUACUGGAACAGCUGGACGUGCCAGAUGGCCGCCGGGGCGGGCCACAUGGAGAUCCUGCAGUGGGCGCACGAUAACAAGUGCAUCAUGUCCUCGCACACGUGCAAGUCGGCUGCCAGGUCUGGGCACCUCCACAUCCUCAAGUGGGCCAGGGAGAAGGGCUGCCCGUGGGACCACAUGACGUGCCGCGCGGCGGCGGAGGGCGGGCACUCUGAGGUGCUCCAGUGGGCGCGACAGAACGGCUGCCCGUGGGACAGCUCGACGACUCGCGCGGCGGCUCGGGAGGGCCACCUCUCGCUCCUGCAGUGGGCGCGGGCGAAUGACUGUCCGUGGGACGAUGCGGUUUGCCGAGAUGCAGCCAGGGCGGGCCAUCUUCACAUUUUGAAGUGGGCCAGGGCCAACCACUGCCCGUGGGGGGAGUAUACUUGCCGAGAGGCCGCCCGGGGGGGGCACCUGGACAUCCUCAAGUGGCUCCGCUCCAAGAACUGCCUGUGGAACCACCGCACGCCUGCCUCCGCCGCUUUCCACGGGCAUCUGGAUAUCGUAAAGUGGGCGAGGCUCCACGGGUGCCCGUGGGACGAGAUGACCUGCAGCGCCGCCGCGGGGGGAGGGCACCUCAACAUCCUCCGAUGGGUGCAUUCUUGCGGCUGCCCUUGGGACUCACAGACCAUCAAGAGCGCAAUUACCCACAAGCACCGCAAGGUUGUUGAGUGGGCGCUUUCGCAGGGGUGCCCGCCCCCCUGAGCACAGAAGACGAUGGCGAUCCACCACGCUGCUUAGAGAGGGGGUGGCAGAGACAGCUUAUUAUAGUCUUGCCCUGAAAGAACGGAGUCCUCCGAGAUCUUUGAAGGUUGUGCUACGUGGUCAUGUGCAUGCAUUCCCGCUUGCAACCAUGCGGCUUGAUCUUUGUGAAAUGAAGGAGUAUCGAGAUGUUCAAAUGGUCAGUAGAAAUAUUGCUGUUUGGCACGUUUGGGGUCGUGGUCUACGACACCCUGGUGUCAUCUCCUCGACCCGUGACGACAAUAAACCAACAUGCCAAACUUCUAGUUCGUCAUCGGCGGAUGUUGUGGUUGCGUCUUCGUGAGCUAGCAGAUUCACGAAGGUGACGUAAGCAUUAAGUAAGAUAGUAAAAUGUGUGUGUGUGUAGGCCUGUUCACAUCUUCGGAGUGAUAACGGGCGACAUCUGUCUGUGGAACUGACUAAAUGUAUGUCCGUCGUGGGCAUUCCAGAUGUAACUUUGUUGUGUCUGUCCUGGUUAUUUGAGACGAUUUAUAUACCCCGUGCUAGGGACCUCUAGAAAAGUUUGCGCUUUUCUCGAAUACGCAACCUUUUGGAAUUGUAUUGGAUGUGUACCGUGAUAGCCCUCCAUUUUUGAAACUGUGGAGUGGUAGAGUGGUUCGGGCGAGGAGGGGUCGAACAUGAUUGGAUGCUUUGGGUCCAGAGUGUUGUCCUGUAUCAUAGGAGCUUAUCG
Molecule: messenger RNA, 1990 nt
Organism: Ectocarpus siliculosus
Lineage: Eukaryota; Phaeophyceae; Ectocarpales; Ectocarpaceae
Source: the annotation of a GenBank genome assembly